Molecule: messenger RNA, 1192 nt
Organism: Aspergillus ruber CBS 135680
Lineage: Eukaryota; Fungi; Ascomycota; Eurotiomycetes; Eurotiales; Aspergillaceae
Product: DUF4112 domain-containing protein
Exons: 4
Coding region: 228-971 (247 amino acids)
Source: RefSeq, a predicted model, not a curated record
CAAAUAACCUGUCUUUCCCCUACACUUUUUUGCUCUGUUUCUAUUCUAGCAAUUGGCCCAUAUAUCCCCUCCACCGCAACGCCAACAAGCUUCAGUUUUCCACUGUGGCGACUUCUAUGAAUCCUUGAACACCCAACCCAAAUUUUUUGAAUAACCACCUUGAUACAAACACAAUUCUCUAAGAAGGGUCCUUAUUUCUAUUGUUUCCCACAAUUCGAUAAGCGACCAUGUCACUCUGGGGUAUACUUGGUAAAAGGGUGUUGGCGGAAUCGGCACGGAACCAUUUUGGCCAAGAGGACCCGUACUUCGAAGAGGUCCCGGCUUCACGCUUGAACCGCGCAAUCGGAAAAAAGACUCAGAAGCGACGAAAGGCCGCCCCGCCUGGACUGUCAGACAAUGACGCCAAAGUCCUCACGCAGGUCAAGCGCAGAGCAUACAGGCUGGAUUAUUGCCUUUUCAACCUGUGUGGGAUUCAAUUUGGUUGGAGCAGUGUAAUCGCACUGAUUCCUUUCAUCGGAGAUAUAGUCGAUACCUUGUUUGCCUUGAUGGUUGUGAAAUCUUGCGGCAAUAUUGAUGGAGGUUUGCCGAGCUCCCUUCAUGCGAAGAUGAUAUCCAACGUUAUUAUCGACUUCGUCAUCGGCCUCGUUCCAUUUGUGGGAGACCUUGCAGACGCGAUGUACAAGUGCAACUCACGUAACGCCAUUAUUCUGGAAAAGCAUCUGCGACAAAAGGGCAAGAAAAAUGGCAAGAAUCAGAGGGGCCAACAAGAUAUGAGCCUGCCCGAAGAAUGGGACAAAUACGAUAAUGGCACGACGGGUGAUUACCCAAACCAUGGAGACCAGGAAUACGGCACCGUUGAAACUCCUGCUAAACCUCAACGCGCGAGACAUCCACAGAGGAGCCGCUCGCAAGGUCGCUGGUUUGGUGGGUCUAAAAACAGGGAAGGCGAUAUCGAGCAUGGUGCUGCUUGAAUGACAAGGAUAUCUUGGCUAGAUGUAAACUAUUUCACGAACAUUUAUAUACUGAAACUUUUCAGAGGCGUCUGAUAGUUGUCUGUUUCCGUUUAUACCCCACGUUCACUAAUAUUGGAUUUUUAUAUAGAACUUGUCAUGAAAUGAAAUUUUAUCCAUUCAAACCAAACACAUGGCAAUAGCCAUACUUUUGACAACUCAUUUCAGUUAAUUUUCAGGAA